Emys orbicularis (European pond turtle) is the source of this 1101-nucleotide messenger RNA. It is a transcript of the gene SETD7, whose product is annotated as SET domain containing 7, histone lysine methyltransferase. Gene Ontology annotation, molecular function: histone H3K4 monomethyltransferase activity; chromatin binding; protein binding. Gene Ontology annotation, cellular component: nucleus; chromosome. The record is from RefSeq and is a predicted model, not a curated record. NCBI's taxonomy places the organism in Eukaryota, Metazoa, Chordata, Testudines, Emydidae. The coding region runs from base 1 to 1101 and encodes 366 amino acids. Gene Ontology annotation, biological process: heterochromatin organization; regulation of DNA-templated transcription; peptidyl-lysine monomethylation. The transcript has 8 exons.
AUGGACAGCGAUGAGGACACGCUGGAGGAGACCGUGGAAGGGCUUCUGGAUGAUGAUGGGUUGCCACAUGGGUUCUGUACAGUCACCUAUUCGUCCACAGACAGAUUUGAAGGAAACUUCGUGCAUGGAGAAAAGAACGGCCGUGGCAAGUUCUUCUUUUUUGAUGGAAGCACACUGGAAGGGUAUUAUGUCGAUGAUGCUCUCCAAGGCCAGGGACUCUACACAUACGAGGAUGGGGGGGUUCUUCAUGGCACGCAUGUGGAUGGAGAACUUAAUGGACCUGCCCAGGAAUAUGACAUUGAUGGACGACUAAUAUUCAAAGGGCAGUACAAAGAUAAUAUUCGACAUGGCGUGUGUUGGAUAUAUUACCCGGAUGGAGGCAGCCUUGUAGGAGAAGUGAAUGAAGAAGGGGAGAUGACAGGGGAAAAAAUAGCCUAUGUGUAUCCUGAUGAGAAGACUGCACAUUAUGGAAGGUUCAUAGAUGGAGAAAUGAUAGAAGCAAAACUGGCAACUCUUACAUCUGUAGAGGAGGGAAAGCCACACUUUGAAUUGGUACCAGGCAGCCCAGUAUACAGUUUUGAUAAAUCUACUUCAUCUUGCAUUUCUACAAAUGCACUUCUUCCUGAUCCUUACGAGUCAGAGAGGGUAUAUGUUGAUGCAUCUCUCAUUUCCAGUGCUGGCGAAGGAUUAUUUUCUAAAAUAGCAGCAGGAUCGCGCACGGUUAUGUCCUUUUACAAUGGAGUGCGAAUUACACACCCGGAGGUGGACAGCAGAGACUGGGCCCUCAAUGAAAACACAAUAGCCCUGGAUGAUGAAACAGUCAUAGAUGUGCCGGAGCCUUACAACCAUGCCACCAAGUAUUGUGCCUCGCUGGGGCAUAAGGCCAACCACUCCUUCACUCCUAAUUGCAUCUAUGACCCGUUUGUUCAUCCUCGUUUUGGGCCAAUCAAGUGUAUACGCACCAUCAGGGCUGUGGAGAAGGAUGAAGAACUAACAGUGGCUUAUGGAUAUGAUCACAAUCCCAUCGGGCAGAAUGGGCCAGAAGCACCAGAAUGGUACCAGGUGGAACUGAAAGCCUUCCAGGCUGCCCAGCAGAAGUGA